AUGGCCUCCGAGAGCACUACGGCCUUCUGGGCCAAGACGGACAAGUACUUGAUGUCCACUGGCGUCCCCUAUUCGCCCAUCGUUAUCACCAAAGCCAAGGGAACCAAAUUGUAUGAUGCCGACGGCCGUCAGAUCUUGGACUUCACGUCCGGCCAGAUGAGCUCCCUCCUGGGCCACUCGCAUCCCGAGAUCGUGGAAGUCGUUCAAAAAUAUGUGGCGGAGCUUGAUCAUUUGUUGAGCAACAUGAUCACCCAGCCCGUAGUAGACCUCGCCGAGAGGUUAGGCAAGCUGCUUCCCGCUCCGCUUGAGAAGUCCUUUUUCCUGAACACCGGCUCCGAGACAACGGAAGCCGCGAUCAAGAUGGCCAAGCUCCACACCGGCAAGUUCGAGAUCGUCGCCAUGUCCGCGAGUUACCACGGUCUCACCUCGGGUUCCGGCUCCGCCACCUACUCCGCCGGUCGCAAGAACGGCGGGCCCGCCAUGCCCGGCCAGCUCGCAUUCCCCGCGCCCUACGCCUACCGCUCCAUCUUCCGCAAGCCCGAUGGCUCCUACGACUGGGAGACGGAGAUGGAUUUCGGCUGGUCCAUGAUCGACAGACAGAGCGUCGGAUCUCUGGCGGCCUUCAUCAUGGAGCCUAUCCUCUCCACCGGAGGUAUCCUCGAUCUCCCCAAGGGUUACCUGAAGCGUCUGAGCGAGGAGUGCAAGAAGCGCGGCAUGCUUUUCAUCCUCGACGAGGCCCAGACCGGUGUUGGCCGAACUGGCCAGAUGUUUGCUUUCGAGCAUGAUAACGCUGUUCCCGAUAUCCUUUGCUUGUCAAAGACGCUUGGUUGCGGUCUGCCCCUGGCCUCCGUGAGCACCACCGCCGCGGUCGCCGAAGGGUGCAAGAAGGCUGGUUUCCUCUGGCUCACGACGCAUCUCAACGAUCCUCUCACGGCAGCAGUUGGCAACAAGGUUCUCGAGAUCGUCGAGCGCGACAACAUUUGCCAGAAGGCUACCGAGCGCGGCGAGCAGCUGCGCGCUGGUCUCCUGAAGCUUCAGGAGAAGUACUGGUGCAUCGGCGACGUCCGUGGACGCGGUCUUCUUCAAGGCAUUGAGAUCAUUUCCGACGCGAAGACGAAGGCCCCCGGCUCUGAUCUGGGCCAGGCUGUCUCUGACAGGGCGAUGACUCUGGGUCUGUCGUGCAACGUCGUCAACUUGCCCGGCAUGGGCGGUGUUUUCCGUCUGGCACCUCCAGUUACCGUCCAGGCCGAUGAAAUUGAGGAGGGACUGAGGAUAUUGGAUGAGGCGUUCGGUUAUGUGUUGAGCCAGCGCGAGAAGGCCGUCGCUGCUGCGUAG
Molecule: messenger RNA, 1335 nt
Organism: Colletotrichum karsti
Lineage: Eukaryota; Fungi; Ascomycota; Sordariomycetes; Glomerellales; Glomerellaceae
Product: aminotransferase class-III
Exons: 2
Coding region: 1-1335 (444 amino acids)
Cellular component (GO): mitochondrion
Molecular function (GO): transaminase activity; pyridoxal phosphate binding
Source: RefSeq, a predicted model, not a curated record